Molecule: messenger RNA, 2783 nt
Organism: Tachysurus fulvidraco (yellow catfish)
Lineage: Eukaryota; Metazoa; Chordata; Actinopteri; Siluriformes; Bagridae
Gene: cmtm6
Product: CKLF-like MARVEL transmembrane domain containing 6
Exons: 5
Coding region: 165-728 (187 amino acids)
Cellular component (GO): membrane
Source: RefSeq, a predicted model, not a curated record
GAGAAGGAGAUCCCCGUCUGGGAGGGAAAACUUCUCCAUUCUUUACGGUAAACAUUAGAUACACGGAAGCAGUCUGGGAGGGAGUGAGUGAGUGAGUGAGUGAGUGAGAGAAAGAGAGAGAGAAGAAGAAAAAGAGAGACAAAAAGAAAAGAUUUCCAGGAGCGAUGGCCACCCAGGAGGCGGUAUAUAACUCCACUACCACAGCAGAACCAGAGAGAACUUCGUGUCGAUUGUUCACUGUACCGAACUCCAACCUGAACUUUAGCAGAUUUUUUGUAAAAUUGGCAGAAGUGCUUUUGUCCUUUGUGGCGUUCAUUCUGGAGGAAGUGGUGAACAGUUGCACUUCCUGCAGCGCACUUUACUUCUUUGAGUUUGUGAGCUGCACAGCCUUCCUCUUCACACUCCUCCUCCUAAUCCUCCUCUCUACGCCCCUGCACGAGAAAGUCGGCAUCAGCUGCUGGCCCAAACUGGAUUUCGGAUACUCGGUUCUGAUCAGUGUGUUUUUAUUCAUCGCCUCCAUCACUUUCACAGCGAGUAACAGCGGCUCGGAGGUGGAGAAAGCUACUGUGGCUUUCGGGUUCCUCGCCUUCGUCGCCUUCCUCACGGAUGUGAUCUUAUUCUACAAGAUGAAAGGUUUCCCAUUUUCCGGUGCGAGUAACGAUCCACCGACGCACGAGGUCGAGAAGCUAAAUGCCAACGGUGCCGGCGGUGCCAACGGUGCCAACUGAUCCUGAUUGCUGUUGAGAUCCAGUUUCACGCCACUGAAAAAAUUCUACACGUUAAAUUUCGAAAGCUUUUUAUACGACUUUUCCCCCCCUAAAUCAAUUCACACGUUUUUUACACGUUCAGAACCGGUGUGUAAUAUUUAUUAUGCUGCAUUAAUUUUUUACACCUUUCAGGUCUUUUCUCGCAGCUAUGAAGGUUCCAGAAGUAACAUUUCAAUGAAUUGUAAUUUUUAUGUAGUGUAUUUUUUAAUACUUCCCUUGUAGUGUAAUAAUCUGCAUGAGGACACGGUAAAGUGCCACGCCGCCGGUCCGCGCUUCGCCCUGCACACGUCAGACGCCUGGUGUAAAGACACGUGUCCUGUUAGAGCGGCGUCGCGCGUGUGAGAGAGUUUUCUCUCGCUGAGCUUUUUAUUUUAGAUCAUCACGCUUCAUCACGAUCAUCAUCAUAAUCACAUGAUCAUUGUAGAGCAGGUUCAAUACUAAUCAUGGGUUAAAUUCCAUUCUGUAUGCACACAAACACACACUGUCAUCAUCAUCAUCACCAUCCUCCUCAUCCUCGGUGUGAAUCACAUGGCCACCUGCCCUGCUUUACUCCACUUUGCCACUUUAAUUUUUUUCUCCACAAGAUCCCAACGAGGCAAACGUGUUUCUCAGACGCUUUCUAGACUCAUUUUAUUCCGAAGGAACCUUUUUCCAAGCCGCUGCUUUAAGCAGCACAGCAGUGCGUUUUGUAUCGGUGUUCGACGUCUAAACGCAGUUUAUGGGAUUUAAAGAGAACGCUGGAUGAGUGGAUGUGUGUUUGUGCUGCUGAAAAUCAGACUGUAGAACCGUGUGCUAGAACCUUCCUGCGUUCACCUGCAGGUUUCUUAUUUCUAUUCAGAUUAAACACAAGGCUAUAAAGAAGCUCCAAACCCAAACGAUUGCCUGGAUUCACUCCUCCGAUCGAUCGCCUCGGGUCUGACCCAAAGAAACACGACCUGUCCUGUUGUGUAUUUCUCUCCGUAGUUCUGUACUGAAGUGUUUAAAAUGUAGUACAAAAAUCUGCGCUCAUUAGUUUAAUGUCUGGGUUUGGAUUAAGGAAGGAGGAAGUAAAGUGGGAGGAAGUGUGGGAUCUGCCAGAGGAACUGCAUCCAAGCUAAUUUGCAUGGAGAUAAAACGGGAAAAAUGUUGUCAGUGUGAUGGAGAAUUUACGGAAUCGAGGCUCAAAAACAUCUAGUGACUUUUUAUUAAUCCGCCUGAUAUCAGUGUGUCGUUUCGUCAACUUUAUUCCUACAAAAUUCUGUGUAUUGUCGUAUUUUUCUACCGAAUCGUUUGUACACAAUGUGUUUUUAUUCCUUAUCGAUACGAUUCUUAUAGUGAAGUGCGUCCACUUUCUCUCAAAGUCGCAGGAGAUUCGCUUCUGUUUUAAUUUCCGAUGGAAUUUAAUCACGUGUGUUUUUAUACUGAGAGAAAAUGUGAAAAGUGAUUCAGUUUUUAGUGGGUGUGUCUGUCUGUGUGUGUGUGUCUGUGUGUGUCUCUGUGUGUGUCUGUGUGUGUGUGUCUGUCUGUCUGUUUGUCUAUCUGUGUGUCUGUCUGUGUGUGUCUGUCUGUGUGUGUCUGUGUGUUUCUGUCUGUGUGUGUGUGUAAGCUUGUUAAAUGCCCGACCUCACAAACGGACUGCAGUGCUGUCAGUAAACAUUCCCCUUGCACAAGCACCUUCCAGUAAUUUCCAAACUAGGGCUAAUUAAUAUAUUACUCAUGAUAUUAAUUGAAACGACUGUAUUAAACUGUGCAUAACGAUGACUCUUAACGUGUUAUUAACAAUUCUCUUUAACACUGCAUUCAGUAACACACCUUUUGUAUUUCUUUGUGUUUUUUCCAUCACCAAAGAUCUUUGAGUUAAAAGCGAAUGACUCUCACUUCUCCAACACACAGAUUAAUUCCACUUUAAUCAUUAAUCAGUAAUUAAUCCUGCUUUUAAUGUGUUUCCCGUGUGAACGUUAAACCUGUGUAUGUUUCCUGAAUUCCUUUUUUUAAAGACAAUCUUGCAAUAAACCCUGAGGGAGCGCACACACACCA